This is a messenger RNA of Prunus dulcis (almond), 1093 nucleotides long. RefSeq names its product 50S ribosomal protein L9. The coding region runs from base 192 to 902 and encodes 236 amino acids. The transcript has 5 exons. Lineage: Eukaryota; Viridiplantae; Streptophyta; Magnoliopsida; Rosales; Rosaceae. Gene Ontology annotation, biological process: translation. Gene Ontology annotation, molecular function: structural constituent of ribosome. Gene Ontology annotation, cellular component: mitochondrion; ribosome. The record is from RefSeq and is a predicted model, not a curated record.
CUUCUUCUUCUUCUUCAGUGCAAAAAAGUUGAUCGGUUUGUACCUUUUCAUCACCAUGAAAUUAAUUACGCAUCUGUGUUUGGUUGCUGAGAAACCGAGGAAAGGAAAACAAUUCCAGAAUGGAAAACCGAAACCACGUUCCGUAUAUCGUUAUCUAGUUUGAUUUUGUCAUCGAUAUCUUUUCUGUUUAAAUGUUUUGGCGUAGGUUAGAAGAAGCUUUGUGGAUGGCUUACUUAAGAAAUGGCAGAAAUGUCAUCCGUCAAAUCAUUAAAGACACCAACAUCCAUAGCCCCGACUCGGAUCGCAUGAUAAAUCCUCUGCUCUAUGCUUGUCAAGGAAUUAGGUACAGAAAGUUGGAGGUCAUUCUAACAACGAGCGUAGAAAAGCUUGGCAAAGCUGGCCAGACAGUGAAGGUUGCGCCCGGACAUUUUCGCAACCAUUUGAUGCCCAAGUUGCUUGCUGUCCCAAACAUUGAUAAGUAUGCUUAUCUCAUCAAACAGCAGCGGAAGAAUUGCCUGCUUCAAGAAGAAGAGGAAGAGGAAGAGGAGGAGGUUAAAGUAGUUACUGUGUCUGAGGAAGCUAAGCAGAGGGAAUAUCAGAAGGCAGCAAAAAUUCUGGCCAAUUCUCGUCUGGUACUGAGGAGGUCUAUCAAUCUUGAAAAGUUCCGUACACGUGCAACGAAAGAAGACGCUAUAGAAUUGAAAUCCCCUGUGACAACGGAAGAUCUUGUGGCUGAGGUGGCAAGGCAGCUUUGUGUGCACAUUCUACCGGAAAACGUGCAUCUCCCGUCUCCUUUGUUAACUGUGGGAGAGUAUGAGGUGCCUUUGCGUCUUCCGAAGUCCAUCCCUUUGCCGGCGGGGAAGAUUCAAUGGACUCUUAAUGUUAAAAUCCGUACUGCAUAAACACUGGUCGUUUCAAAUGGAUUCUCUCAUAAUGUCGUGAGGUUCACUGUUCUGGUUUUCGUGGUAUAAUUGUUGUAUUGCCUGAUAUACUUUGGAAUGGAAGUCAUUCCUAUAGUAACCCCUGGUUUAAGUACUUUGUUUCUGGUUUCAACAAUUUUGAUGACAAAGCCUGGAUUUUGCGGGUGCAAUUA